Molecule: messenger RNA, 495 nt
Organism: Rotaria sp. Silwood2
Lineage: Eukaryota; Metazoa; Rotifera; Eurotatoria; Philodinida; Philodinidae
Source: the annotation of a GenBank genome assembly
AUGCAAGAAAAUAAUGAUGCUAACGUUCAGAUGGAUAAUUAUGUCCUCAGUUAUGUAAAGAUAAAAACCAAGGCAUUAUCAACAUGUAUUGGGAUAUUAUUAGAUGGAUCAAUAGACGAUAAACAAUUUUGUUUCUUGUCGCAUUCAUCAAAACUUGAUGAACAUGAAGAUGAUAAUGUAGAAGAUUUACUUAUUCGUUUACUUGAAGAUUUAUCAUCUAAGUUGAUGGAAGUAUUAUGUGUUAAUUCUUUAUCAUCGAAAAAGCAUUCAAUCAACAAUCUCAAAUUGUUGAUUGCAGGAGGUUCAUUCGAUGAACAUAUACUGACACGUAAGGCUUUUUCUUUGCUGAAUGAACGUAGAACUUCACAUGUAAUACAAAAAUUAAGCACAGAUAAAAAUAUUAAUCAUCUUCUACAAGAGUUAAAAGAUCGUGUGGUAAUAAUUCAACCGGUAACAUAUGUUUUAUCAGACGUUGAUGAAGACAAAGGUGAGUAA